UACAUUUGGCAGCUGCAAGACUGCUCGUGAACACAUUGCUAGAGCGACUCCACGUCCCCCUCUGUCCAAGCCAUCACAGCCAUGACAACCCACGAAGAAGGCCGUGAGUACGACAUCGUCUUCGCGGGCGGAGGCACGGCCGCGUGCAUUGCCGCCGGUCGCCUCGCCAAAGCCGACCCCAAUCUGUCCAUUUUGCUCGUCGAAUGCGGCAGAAACAACUACAAUGAUCCGACCGUCGUAAACCCAGCCAUUUACCUGUCGCAUUUGGCGCCCGGCUCUCAAACUGCCCACUUCUACCAGGCAAACAAGGAAAAGGCCCUCAAUGACCGAGCUCCCGUCGUGCCCUCGGGUGGCAUACUAGGUGGAGGCUCUUCCAUCAAUUUUAUGAUGUAUACACGAGCCCAGGGCGUCGACUUCGACUCUUGGAACACGGAGGGCUGGGAUGCGCAAAGCCUCAUUCCCCUUGCCAGAAAGCUCGAAACGUACCAUCUCGACAAUCCGGCCGUUGACAAGAGCGUCCACGGCUACGACGGCCCCAUCAAUGUCUCGUUUGGCACACAUGGCCCCAAGGGCCCUCAGGACGAUAUGCUCGCCGCUGGGGAGGCGUUAGGUAUCGGAGAGGUCAUUGACCAGCAAGACUUCAAAGAGGCCCACGGAUUUUCGCGAUGGUUGAGAUACAUUGGGCCAGACGGGAAGCGGCAGGACACGGCCCACCGGUAUAUCCAUCCUCUGUUGCAAUCGGGACAGUACCCCAACCUUCACCUGCUCCUAGAGAGCAAAGUCUCGCGAGUUAUCUUUGACGGAACUCGCGCGACGGGGGUGGAGUACCAGCCGACCGCGUCUUCUCAGCCCAAUACAUCCCUCAGCAAGCCCGUCAGCUCCGUCGUCAAGGCUAAGAAGCUCGUUGUCGUCUCCGCGGGUGCGCUUGGCACGCCGUCGAUUUUGGAGCGGUCCGGCAUCGGCGGCGCGGAGCUCCUGAAGAAGCUCGACAUCCCUCUCGUCUCUGAUGUCCCUGGCGUCGGAGAGGAAUACCAGGAUCACAAUCUACUGCUGUACCCUUACAAGACAUCUCUGAAGGCGGACGAGACGCUCGACGGCAUUCUUAGCGGCAGAUUAGAUUUUGCCACAGCGGUUAGCGAGAAGAACCCGAUUCUCGGCUGGAACGGAAUCGACGUUGCCGGCAAACUGCGCCCAACAGAAGAAGAGGUCGCGCAGCUCAGCCCCGCGUUCCAAGAGCUGUGGGACCGCGACUUCAAGGAACAAACUGACCGACCACUGAUGCUCAUAGGCGUCGUGACGGCCUUCUUGGGUGACCACAAGACCCUGAACGAAGGCGAGGACGGGGUGUCGCAGUACGCCACCAUGGGGACUUACACGGCGUACCCGUACUCUCGCGGCAACAUCCACAUCGUCUCCAAGGACGCACAGGCGCCGCCAUCGUUCAACACGGGGUAUCUCUCCCACCCCGCUGACCUCACGAAGCUGGUGUGGGCGUACAAGAAGCAGCGCGAGAUUUACCGCCGCACCAACGCGUUCGCGGGCGAGCUGGCGAUGGGGCACCCCAAGUUCCGCGAGGACAGCAAAGCGGCCUUGACCGACGGGCCGCUCGUCCAGGGCGGCUUCAAGAGCGUGGAAGAGCGCAAGGCGAUACCGGCACUCGAGUACGACGCCGAGGACGAUGCGGCGAUUGAAGACUUCAUCCGGGACAAUUUGAACACGACGUGGCACUCGCUCGGCACAUGCAAGAUGGCGCCCAAGGAAAAGGGCGGCGUCGUCGACAAGUCGCUCAAUGUGUACGGCACGCAAGGGCUCAAGCUUGCCGAUUUGUCUAUUGUGCCCGAGAAUGUCGGCGCAAACACGAACAACACGGCGCUCAUUGUGGGCGAGAAGGCGGCCGUGAUCAUCGGCGAGGAGCUCGGGCUUAGCGUGUAGUCUGG
Messenger RNA from Purpureocillium takamizusanense, 1937 nucleotides. RefSeq names its product Alcohol oxidase. The record is from RefSeq and is a predicted model, not a curated record. The coding region runs from base 82 to 1932 and encodes 616 amino acids. Lineage: Eukaryota; Fungi; Ascomycota; Sordariomycetes; Hypocreales; Ophiocordycipitaceae. Gene Ontology annotation, molecular function: flavin adenine dinucleotide binding; oxidoreductase activity, acting on CH-OH group of donors. The transcript has 3 exons.